Lactuca sativa (garden lettuce) is the source of this 1251-nucleotide messenger RNA. Its product is annotated as F-box family protein. Gene Ontology annotation, cellular component: cytoplasm. The record is from RefSeq and is a predicted model, not a curated record. Gene Ontology annotation, molecular function: protein binding. NCBI's taxonomy places the organism in Eukaryota, Viridiplantae, Streptophyta, Magnoliopsida, Asterales, Asteraceae.
UAUGUGCGACGCAAAGGAGCCCCCAAUUUUCUCCUAGGGGAUUUUUCCAUUUAGAACUCAUCAGCGGAAAACCAGAUCUGCCGGCGUGCUUUUCCGGCGGCCUGUUCCGGCCGUCUAAAAUUAUAUUUGCUACAACAGAUUAUUUAUCUAGAUCUGAGAAUUUGUGGUGUAAUCAUGACCGUUUCAGAAGAUGAAGACGAACAUCUAGCUCAUUUUUUAGAAUCCGAAGUUCUUUCAGAGAUCUCCGAUCAGGAAGAUGCAAGAUCAGAGAAAGAGGAAGUGCGACAGCCGAAGCGGCUUCGGAUGGAGCAAAAUGGUGGCGUGAAUAACAGAGUAAUAAAUCCAAGGAGGAUAGAUGAUGGUUUCUUCAGCAGGAUUCCUCCAGAGCUCUUCCCUCAUAUCCUCAAGUUUCUCUCCUCUGAGGAUCUUGCUUCAUGCUCAUUGGUCUGUAGAUUCCUAAACUUCGCAUCUUCAGAUGAAUCUUUAUGGCGUCGCCUAUACUGUAUGCGGUGGGGAAUCUUGCCACCAACAAAAACCUUGCGUGAUCGUGCUUGGAAGAAGCUUUAUAUUCAGCGUGAUGAAGAAGACAUGGUUGAGUUUGUUAGAAACUGCCCGAAUGAGUUCAAAGAGUACUACAUCCAAAUGCAAGUAGCAAAGAGAAGUCAAGCACCUCUCCCUUGUCAGUUGAAAGAUGACUGGAUGAUUCUAGACAAGUCUGUUGCUGAUCAAGUCUCAAUAUGGAAGAAGAGCAAAGGACUAACAGACAAGGUGUUCUCUGAUCACAAUUGUUCAGGAGAAACCUGUUCUUACUAUCAAAUUGGAGAUGUUUUUGUUUGUGAGACUACUGGAUAUGUUCAUGUGUGUGAUGAUACUUGCAAGGAUGUUGUCCUUGAUCCAGAAAAUGAGCUCUUGGUUUGUACAAUUUCUGGCCAUUGUUUUGACCGAUUGCUUUCUCCAUCUGAAACUGGAGAUAUGGAAGAACAGCAACAAGUUGGUGUCACUGAUGAAGCAGAACCAUUCAUGGGAUCGGGCCGUUUUGCGCGGGCAUACCAAUUGGGUUAUAACUGUGAAGAUGAAAAAGAGCUGGAAGCUUGCUUGAGGUUCUGCUAAAGCCGAUUUUGAUAUUACUAUAUUUUCUGGAAUUUGAUAUUUAAGUGUUGUUAAAUGAUUAAUAUUUUCUAUACGCUAUUUUAAAUUAGUCAGUAGCUUAUAACUUAGUAAAAACAAUAAAGGAAUGGCCUGUCACUGUGA